Molecule: messenger RNA, 3891 nt
Organism: Solanum pennellii
Lineage: Eukaryota; Viridiplantae; Streptophyta; Magnoliopsida; Solanales; Solanaceae
Exons: 6
Coding region: 1-3891 (1296 amino acids)
Source: RefSeq, a predicted model, not a curated record
AUGAGGUUGUUCAGCCGGAGCCUGUGCGGUGAGGCCCUGGAAUGGUUCACAUCACACGAGACUCGACAAUGGCCGAGUUGGAGCGCACUGGCUAAGGAUUUCAUCGACAGAUUCGCAUACAACGUCGAGAUAGUCCUUGAUUGGUACUCCUUGGAGAAUAUGAAGCAGAAACCCACAGAAAGCUAUCGAGAGUUCGCUUACAGAUGGAGAAAAGAGGCAGCAAGGGUGAGGCCUCCGAUGACGGAGAAGGAGAUUGUGGAGGUGUUCGUACGGGUGCAGGAGCCCGAGUAUUAUGACAGAGUCAUCUUAUUAAUCGGCGCCAAGUUCGCCGAGAUAGUCAAAGUGGGUGAGACUAUCGAAGAUGGCCUGAAGUCGGGAAAGAUAGCCCGAGUGUCUGCAUCACCUGGAUCUUUCGGACUUGUGAGGAAGAAGAGAGAGGAGGUUGCUGCUAUCUCAUACGGGGGAAGAAAGGUCCCCAGAAAUUUACCACGUCCCCAAGCCCGCUCCAACCCUCCAUCAAAGCCUCAUCAAACCUACCGUCCACAAUCAAAUCAUUCCGGCCAUUACAAUGUUGCCCCCACUUAUCCAGAUGCCCAUAUUUUGUCGUAUCAGGAUCCACCCCAAAUUCCCCAAAAUUUUCCUUCCAUAUAUCCAAACUACCCCCAAGCUUAUCAAGUCCCUCCCCAUUACCAGAAUGUCGCUCCCAGCUGCGCUAAUGUACAGCCAAGCUAUCGAGCACCAACCCAAGCUCCACGACCAAAUGCCCGCAGUUACCAACAAGUCCCUCCCCCUCAGCAGAGCGGGUAUGAUCCCCCUCGCCCCAGGUUUGAGAAGAAGCCCUCCAGAAGCUUCACCGCGUUGGCUGAAAGCAGAACCAAGUUGUUCGAAAGAUUGUCCGCGGCCGGAUACAUCCACCCUGUGGGGCCCAAGCCCGUGGAUGUCAAUUCCAGAUUCUACAGACCGGAGCAGAGAUGUGCUUAUCAUUCCAACAGUGUUGGACAUAAUACAGAAGAUUGUAUUAAUCUCAAGCACAAGAUCCAAGACUUGAUCGACCAGGAAGUGGUCUCCCUUCAGCCUGCGGCGCCAAACGUCAACACGAAUCCGUUGCCAAAUCAUGGGGGUGGGAACAUCAACAUGAUAGAAAUUGACGAAGAUCAGCGUGAAACAAAGAGAAUUACUCCUGUUGUUCAGGAUGACUUGGAAAAGGCUGUCGCUUCGUUAAGCGUCAGGGAAAAGGGAGAGUUCGUCAUUCUGACACCUGCAAAGGCUGUUGCUUUGGUGCCCUCAAAGACUCUCGCCAAACCCAAGUUUGUGAUAGAAACGGCCGCGGCUCAAGGCAUGAAUAGAUCUGGCAGAUGUUACAUUCCUGACGAGCUUGCUCUCGGAGGACAAAGGAAAGAUCACGCCAAGAGACCGAUCAGUGAAGCAGAAGCCGAGGAAUUCUGGAGGAGAAUGCAGCCUAAAGAUUACUCCAUCGUCAAGCACUUGGAGAAGACUCCAGCCCAGAUUUCUGUGUGGGCCCUAUUGAUGAGCUCCUGGUCCCACAGACAGGCUUUGAUGAAAGCUCUGGAUGACACAUAUGUGCCUUCGGGUACGAGCAGCGACAAUGUAGCUGCUAUGAUUCACCAAGUCAUUCGGGGACACCGCAUCAGUUUCUGCGAUGAUGAAUUGCCGGCCGAAGGGAGGGCCCAUAACAAAGCUCUACACAUCACCGUGAUAUCCCGCGGAAAGGUCAUCAACCGUGUUUUGGUAGACGACGGAUCUGGUUUGAACAUAUGCCCCCUGUCCACAUUGAAGCAGCUGAGGUUUGACCUCGGAAAGUUGGAGCAAAACCAGGUCAAUGUGAGAGCAUUCGACGGUGUGCAGAGAGACACGUUGGGAGCGGUAAACUUGACCAUCCAAAUGGGCCCCGCGGAGUUCGAGGCAAAGUUCCAGGUGUUGGAUAUCGACACCAGCUAUAACCUCCUUUUGGGAAGGCCAUUCAUUCACAUGGCUGGAGCCGUCCCCUCCACUCUCCACCAAGUAAUGAAACUAGUAUGGAAAAAUGAAGAACUAGUUAUUCACGGUGAAAGGAGCCACUCAGGCAAGCAGGUGCCUGUCUUGGACGAAACGCCGCAAAGUUCGGAUUUCUACACGGUGGAGCUAGUAAAUGCCACCGAUGAGGGCUUGGUCCCGCAGACUCCCAUGCCGGCCGUGUACAGGAUGAUCGGGAUGGUAUUGCUGCAGAGCGGAUUCGAACCAGAUGAUGAUGUGAAGAUGAAGAGGAAAAGGGAUCAAGGGUUGACUAAGCCGAUCCCGCAUCUCUAUCAAUCCUUUCCAGUCUUGGAGCAUGCCGAGCCUGAAGACAAUGGGGAAGGAAUCUUUGACCUUUUCGAGGAGAUUCACGCUGUUAUCAAGGAGGAGGUCGAGCCAGUUGGCAUUCGUGAUGCGGAACCAGGGGAGAUACUGCAGAAUUGGACUUCCACGCCAAUCCUGAUGUCCCGGACUCUUUGUAACGCAAAUGACGACGAGGUCGACGAUCACGACGAAGAAAGUGGGGAACCGGACUAUGUGGCAGAGGAAUUUCGACAGUUCGAGAAUCAACAUAAACCGAAUCUGGAGGAAACAGAGACGGUGAAUUUGGGAGAUUCAGAAUCUUUCAAAGAGGUUAAGAUCAGCAUUCAUCUGAAUGAAACUCAGAAGGAGAGCCUGGUUCGGCUGCUUGCCGAAUACAGUGAUGUGUUUGUUUGGGAAGUCGGUGACAUGCAGGGGUUGAGUACUGAUGUCGUGUCUCAUAAGCUGCCUAUCAACCCAGGGUUCGAGCCGGUAAAACAAAAGACUCAGAAAUUCAAGCCUGAAUUGAGUUUGAAGAUCAAGGAAGAAAUCACCAAGCAGAUAGAGUCUCGAUUGGUAGAAGUAACACGAUAUCAAACCUGGUUGGCCAAUGUCGUUCCGGUCGCCAAGAAAGAUGGAAAAAUCAGGAUUUGUGUUGAUUACAGAGAUCUCAACAAGUCAUUUGUGGAUUGUUACGCAGGGUAUCACCAAAUUUUGAUGGAUGAAGAAGACGCAGAAAAAACAGCAUUCAUCACACCUUGGGGUGUGUAUCACUACAGGGUAAUGCCGUUCGGCCUCAAGAACGCCGGUGCUACUUACAUGAGAGCCAUGACGACUAUUUUCCAUGACAUGAUUCACAAGGAAUUUGAAGUGUACGUGGACGACGUCAUAAUCAAAUCCCGCGAGAAUUCGGAUCAUGUGACACACCUGAGGAAAUUCUUUGAACGUUUGCGUCAGUACAACUUGAAGCUAAAUCCCGCCAAAUGUGCUUUUGGAGUCCCAGCUGGGAAGUUGUUGGGGUUUAUAGUCAGCAGAAGAGGUAUUGAGCUCGACCCUGCCAAGAUCAAAGCAAUUCAAGAGUUACCUCCGCCGAAGACGAGAAGAGAGGUGAUGAGUUUCUUGGGAAGGUUAAACUAUAUCAGCCGGUUUAUAGCACAAUCGACAGUGGUAUGUGAGCCUAUUUUCAAGUUGCUGAAGAAAGACGCCCCGACUAAGUGGACUGAGGAGUGCCAGACCGCUUUCGACGCUAUCAAGAGCUAUUUGUCUAACCCACCAGUAUUGGUUCCUCCGCGAGAAGGGAGUCCUUUGUUGCUGUAUUUGUCUGUUUCGGAUAGUGCCUUUGGAUGUGUACUUGGUGAACACGACGAGACAGGAAAGAGAGAAAGGGCUAUCUACUACAUAAGCAAGAAAUUUACUCCGUACGAGUCUCGCUACACUUUGCUGGAGAGAACGUGGUGUGCUCUGACGUGGCUUGCCCAGAAAUUGAGACACUAUUUGUCUUCAUAUACCACAUAUCUCAUCUCCAGAAUGGAUCCAUUGAAGUACAUUUCCAGAAAGCGAUGCCGACCGGAAAGUUAG